AUGGGAGCCCUGGCAUCAUGGGGCAACCUGUCCAUUCCAAUGUGCCAGUGGCGCGGUGUGGCCUGUGGCUCAAGGGGACACCGCCGUGGGCAUGUGGUCGCAUUGGACCUGACCGGGCUCAACCUUCUCGGCACCAUCAGCCCUGCCUUGGCCAACAUCACGUACUUGAGGCGGCUCAACCUUCCACAAAAUCGCUUCUAUGGCAUCCUGCCACCAGAGCUCGGUAAUAUCCAUGACCUUGAAACUCUAGACCUUAGCUACAACUCCAUUGAAGAGAUUGGUGCCAACAGGCCUACAGGCGAGCUGCCAGAUUCAGUUGGCAAUCUUUCAACAAAUAUGAAGUAUUUUAUCACGAACUACAACAGCAUAACUGGAAGAAUACCUGAAGGCAUUGGGAAUCUGGUCAACCUGCAGUUUGUUGAGAUGAACAACAAUCUUUUUGAGGGCCCUAUUCCAGACUCAUUUGGCAGACUCAAAAAGCUGAAUCAAUUAUACCUCUCAGGCAAUAAAUUUUCAGGAUCCAUCCCAUCAAGUAUUGGUAACCUUCAAAUGCUAAAUAUCACAAUUUUUUUAACUGGGACUCUACCGCCUGAAGUGGGAAAUCUCAAGAACCUUGCAAUGCUUGAUUUUUCUGAUAAUAGAAUUUUUGGAGAGAUCCCAUCAUCCCUUGGCGAGUGCCAAAGCUUGCAGUAUCUCAAUACAUCUGGAAAUUACCUUCAAGGAAAAAUGCCACCAUCGAUAGAGCAACUAAGAGGCCUCCAAGUGCUUGACCUUUCACAUAAUAACUUGUCUGGGAGCAUCCCCACUUUCCUUGAGAACAUGAUUGGACUUGCUGGUUUGAAUCUCUCAUUCAACAACUUGGAAGGCAAUGUUCCAAAAGAUGGAAUUUUCAGCAAUGCAUCUGCUGUCUCAGUUGUAGGAAAUGAUGGUCUAUGUAAUGGAAUCCCUCAACUGAAGUUGCCACCCUGCUCCAACCACUGUACAAAGAAGAAGAAGACAACAUGGAAACUUGCCAUGACAGUAUCCAUAUGCAGUGUGAUUCUAUUUAUCACAGUAGUAAUUGCACUGUUUGCAUGCUACUGUGAUACAAAAAGGACAAAAUCAAACCCAGAAACAUCACUUACAAGUGAGCAACACAUAAGAGUGUCUUAUGCUGAAUUGGUCAGUGCAACAAAUGGUUUCGCUUCUGAGAAUCUAAUAGGAGCAGGAAGCUUUGGCUCAGUCUACAAGGGAAGUAUGACAAGCAAUGGACAUCAACAAGAAGUUGCUGUGAAGGUGCUCAACCUGACACAACGUGGAGCCUCUCAUAGUUUUGUUGCAGAAUGUGAGACUCUGAGGUGCAUUCGACAUCGAAAUCUUGUGAAAAUAUUGACAGUAUGCUCAAGUAUUGAUUUCCAUCGUGAUAACUUCAAGGCUCUUGUAUACGAGUUCCUACCAAAUGGAAAUUUAGACCACUGGCUACACCAACGUCCCAUUGAAGAUGGUGAACGGAAUGCACUAGAUCUCAGCGUUAGAAUUAGAAUUGCAAUUGAUGUAGCAUCAGCACUGGAAUAUCUUCAUCAAAGCAAGCCUUUGCCAAUCAUUCACUGUGAUCAUAAGCCGAGCAAUGUUCUACUAGACAGAAACAUGGUUGCUCAUGUUGGAGACUUUGGACUUGCAAGGUUUUUACAUCAAGAUGCAGAUAAAUCAAGUAAUUGGGCAUCAAUGAGAGGAACAAUUGGUUAUGUUGCCCAGAUUUUUUUCACAGCAAUAUCUGAAUAUACAUAUAUACUCGUGCUCCUUUUUCAUUAUCAUCUUCCUUUGUCGAUUCCAGAGUAUGGCCUGGGUAAUGAAGUCUCAAUACAAGGUGAUGUGUACAGCUACGGCAUACUAUUGCUGGAGGUGUUCACUGGAAAAAGACCAACUGACAAUGAAUUUGGAGAAGGCCUUGGCCUUCGCAAAUAUGUAGAAAUAGCAUUGCCAGGCAGGGUGACUAGUGUGGUGGACAGACACUUGGUACAAGAGACAGAAGAUGGUGAAGGGAUUGCAGAUAUGAAAAUUUCCUGCAUCAUUUCAGUUCUACGCAUCGGGGUUCAAUGUUCAGAGGAGGCACCGGCAGACCGCAUGCAAAUCAGUGAUGCUCUGAAAGAGUUACAGGGAACCAGAGACAAGCUUCAAAACAUUAAACAUCUAUGCAUCGAAGGAGCGUAA
Molecule: messenger RNA, 2190 nt
Organism: Miscanthus lutarioriparius
Lineage: Eukaryota; Viridiplantae; Streptophyta; Magnoliopsida; Poales; Poaceae
Source: the annotation of a GenBank genome assembly